AUGGCCGCCGCUGCAGUUCAGACCCCGCUCCACCCCGGACCUCCAGGUCAGCCAGACAUUGCCUAUACGCCCAACCACGACAACUAUCUCGCACGACUCAAGCGCCGUCAAGAGGUCGAGAAACUUGACAAGUCACUACCGGAAGGGUUCCCCAGAGAGCUGAGAUCUCAGCUCGUUUGGGAUGGCAACAGCUUGGCGGAGAGUUAUGACUGGAACUACGUUCUCACGGACGCUGAUAAGAAGGAGGUCGAUGACGCCCUCCAGCACUUCAAAUCACUGAAAAAGCCUCUUGGCGAGAUUAACCAAGAAACCUUUCCGCUGCCGAACCUCCAUAAGACCCUGCGUGAGAUCUCCAAUGAGAUCCACAACGGCCAUGGUUUCAAGGUGGUUCGUGGUGUGCCAGUCACGAAGUACAGCCGUGAGGAAAACGUCAUCAUCUACGCCGGAAUCUCAUCCCACGUCGCACCUGUCCGCGGAAGACAAGACAAUCAAUUUCAGGGGGAGCCUGCUGAUGUUGUUCUCGCUCACAUCAAGGAUCUCACUAAGGUUGUGGAUGCUCACAGGAUCGGGGCGCCGGCAUACACCACGGAGAAACAGGUCUUCCAUACCGACUCUGGGGAUGUGAUUGCGCUUUUCGCCCUUGGAGAAGCGGCUGAGGGAGGACAGAGCUACCUGUCCAGCAGCUGGUUCGUCUACAAUGAGAUAGCGAGGACCAGACCUGACUUGAUCCGGACAUUGGCGGAGCCGUGGAAUGCUGAUGAGUUUGGGAAGGAUGGAAGGAAGUACAGCACUCGUCCACUUUUGCACUUUCAACCUGCAGCCGACGGUAAACCCGAACGCCUCAUCAUUCAAUAUGCCCGAAGGAGCUUCACCGGGUACUGGGGUCUGCCACGGUCUUCCGACAUUCCCCCCAUUACUGAGGCACAGGCCGAAGCUCUCGACACUCUGCACUUCCUUGCCGAGAAAUACGCUGUAUCGCUCGACUUCCACCAAGGCGAUAUUCAAUACGCGAACAACCUCAGCAUCUUUCACGCGCGCGGCGGAUUCGUUGAUUCCGACGAGAAGCAGAGGCAUUUGAUCCGGCUUUGGCUGCGCGACCCAGAACACGCGUGGAAGACGCCUGAAGCGUUGACGGAAAGGUGGGAUCGUGUCUAUGCUGGUGUGACACCGGAGAAGUCUGUGUUUCCUCUUGAACCACAGAUUCGCAGCGCUAGCCGAGGCGAGUUCAAGCCGGAUGACAAGACGGAUACGAAGGCUUGA
Colletotrichum karsti is the source of this 1260-nucleotide messenger RNA. RefSeq names its product taurine catabolism dioxygenase family protein. The transcript has 3 exons. Gene Ontology annotation, molecular function: oxidoreductase activity. The record is from RefSeq and is a predicted model, not a curated record. The coding region runs from base 1 to 1260 and encodes 419 amino acids. Lineage: Eukaryota; Fungi; Ascomycota; Sordariomycetes; Glomerellales; Glomerellaceae.